UUGCAUAGGGGAGAAAGGCUGGACAGGAUGAAGCCGGGGGAGGACAAUUGGCGGGGUGGGAAAGGAACGAUUUUGCUCUAAUUCCUCCUGGGGAGCGAUGUGGCUUUUCUUGCAGAGAAGGCUGUUGCCUGUAAGAAAUCGAAGGGCCUGCAAGCUCUUCUGCAGGUUAUAUUGCCAGGCUGCAAAGAGGGACACCAUCUUUGCCUUGUCUUCUGGCCAAGGAAAAUGUGGAGUGGCUGUGAUUCGAACCAGUGGCCCAGCUAGCUGUUCAGCCUUGCUCUGCAUGACCGGGACAAAGAAGCCCCCACCUCCAAGAAAAGCUACUUUACGUAGGAUCUGUGAUCCCAGCUCUUCUGAAAUCCUGGACCGGGGCCUUGUACUAUGGUUCCCAGGACCAGGUAGUUUCACAGGCGAGGACAGUAUUGAGUUCCAUGUGCAUGGUGGCCCAGCGGUGGUAAGCGGCGUCUUGAAUGCUUUGGGUGCACUUCCUGAGCUGCGCUUUGCUGAACCUGGAGAAUUCACCAAACGGGCUUUCCAGAAUGGCAAGCUAGAUCUCACAGCAGCUGAAGGCCUCGGAGACCUGAUUCAUGCUGAGACGGAAAGCCAGCGUCGGCAGGCUUUACGUCAGAUGGAUGGGGAAUUGGGUCAGCUCUAUCAGCGCUGGACUGACACCCUCACAAAGACCCUGGCUCAUCUGGAGGCCUACAUCGACUUCAGUGAAGAUGACAAUAUUGAGGACAAUGUCCUUGCUCAAGUGGAAAACGCUGUCAAUGCCUUGGAGAAGGAGCUGAGGGAGCAUUUGCAAGAUGGCCGCCGCGGGCAGAGGCUGCGGGAUGGGGUCCACAUAGUCAUUGCAGGACCUGCUAAUGCUGGAAAGAGCAGCCUUCUCAACCAGUUGUGUCAGAAGCCAACUGCUAUAGUCUCUCCGGUGGCAGGGACCACGCGAGAUGUGAUAGAGACUGCCUUGAACAUUGGCGGCUUCCCUGUGGUGCUGAGUGACACGGCAGGCCUGAGAGAGACCAUAGAUGUGGUUGAGAUGGAAGGAGUGAGCCGGGCUCGGCAAAGGGUCCACGAUGCUGACCUUGUUCUAGUCAUUUUGGAUGGGAAAGUAGCAGCAGAAAAGCCUGACUACUUAACGAUGUCCAUGGUAGAUGUCCUGUCUCCCAACGAGCCAAAUGAGAUGCAGCCUUGCCUUCUGGUUCUAAACAAAAUGGACCUCCUCGGAGAAGAAGACCAAGCAGAUCUCCUGAGGGCUUGUGACAGACUUGGUGUAGGCCCUGCCUGCUUGUUGUCCUGCAAAACUGGAGAUGGGAUUGUGGCUUUCCUGAAUGCAUUGCAGGAGCAGCUGGCACACAUGUGCGGAGAUCCCCGAACUGGUUCCCCCAGUCCAACGCAAGCACGUCACCAGCUCAGCUUGCAGAAGUGCUUGGAGGCCCUCAGAUGCUUUGCCGAGUACCAGCUUACUGAUCUGGUGUUGGCUGCAGAGCAGCUGCGACUGGCACGGCGACAGCUAGGGCGGCUGACCGGCCAAGUGGGCACCGAAGAGCUCUUGGCAAUCAUCUUCAAGGACUUCUGUAUUGGCAAGUAAAGGAAACCCACCAGCUAUGAACUAGUCGUCAGCACAUGACGCCAUCCAGAGGCUGAAGGUGGUUCUGCACUUAUAACGCUUGUGGAAGAUGAAGGGAGAAACUGCCGUGGGAGCUUUAUUUAAGGCAGUGUGUUUCAAACUUGGCAAAUUUAAGACGUGGAGACUUCAACUCCCAGGAUUCUCCAGCCAAGUUUGAAAAAACACUGAUUUAGGGUUAGUAGCUGCACUGGUGGUGAUAAAGAGAGGAUUUUGGCAGAAAGAUAGAAGACAUGUUGAAGUGGUUCCACCAAAUGUAAUAAUCAGCCUCUCCCACUAAAUUUAAGUGGCUCCCACCAACUUUACAGUCUAAUAUCUUCUGAAUUAAACAGUUAUCUCAACAAUUAUCUGAAGGAAGGAAGAACUGAAUUGUAUUCAGGACAAAUCGUCACAAAAGGGAUCAGGCAAAUUCAUGAAAAUAGUUGAGUUUAUUAGUAGGUUUCCUGUGGGUAGCAAACAAACAACAUCACUCAGCAGCAUUGUACACAUGAAUAUUAAAUGCUGGGGAUGAAAGAAAA
Molecule: messenger RNA, 2142 nt
Organism: Ahaetulla prasina
Lineage: Eukaryota; Metazoa; Chordata; Lepidosauria; Squamata; Colubridae
Gene: GTPBP3
Product: GTP binding protein 3, mitochondrial
Exons: 9
Coding region: 98-1588 (496 amino acids)
Biological process (GO): tRNA wobble uridine modification; tRNA methylation
Cellular component (GO): cytoplasm; mitochondrion
Molecular function (GO): protein binding; GTPase activity; GTP binding
Source: RefSeq, a predicted model, not a curated record